Molecule: messenger RNA, 444 nt
Organism: Belonocnema kinseyi
Lineage: Eukaryota; Metazoa; Arthropoda; Insecta; Hymenoptera; Cynipidae
Exons: 1
Coding region: 1-444 (147 amino acids)
Source: RefSeq, a predicted model, not a curated record
AUGGCUGCCACAGUUUACUCUCGUGUUAACUCAAUCACGAGUCAGACCUGCACUCGACUUCUUGUAGCCAAGACCAAACUUUCACCAAUUCGCAGUCUUCGGCCACCUGCCACGAAAGCCCCUAGAAUGACAAUUCCUCAUUUAGAACUCAGAGCCGCGUUGUUAGCGGCUCAAUUGCUUAGAUCAUUGGCGUCUGAGUUGGACAUAUCCACUGAGAAUUGCAUUGCCUGGAUUGAUUCUCAAAUAGUGCUGCAUUGGCUGCGAUCUACUAAACCCACCGGAAACGUUUUGAUAGAUAAUUACAUCGAACAUGUUCAGGAGCUGCUGCCAGCAUCAAUCUGGCAUUAUGUUCCCACGGAAUCUAACCCGGAAGAUUUGGCAUCGCGUUGCGUUGAACCUCAGCAGCUUUUAUCGUGCAAGUUGUGGUGGACUGGUCUUGACUGA